AUUAAUCCAAGCCAUUGGUCAAGGACUCCUUUCUCUCUCUCUCUCCCUUUUUUUCAAACUAAGUUAUCAAAAGGCUCCCACUGCCAGUGUCGGUGAGUCUUGACAGCCAUAUUAUUUUAUUAUAUAGUUAAAAGUUACAACUUCUCCCACCACCACCACCACUAUCAUCAUCAUCACCACCACCAUCAAUAAUAUUCCACCAUUAUUUUAGUGUUCCCAACUGUUUUGCCCAAUUAACUCCGUUCACUAAUAUUUUCACCUUCAUAGCAAUUUCUCUCAUCGAUUGUGUUCUGAGGCUUAUUGCGAAUUUUAAUUUAACGAAGUUCAGCUUUGAGAUCAUUGUAGUGUUAAAAUUUUGGGUUCAGAUCUAAUACAUAUUGAUACUUUAGUAGGUUUUACAUAUAUAUUCAUAUUCCGUUUCGAAAUUCUGAGUUACCUUUAGCCAAAAAGGCUACAUUCGCCUCUGAAUUAGUGUUGGGCUUCUUUGCUUCCCAUUUUUUAGACUAAAACAAGAUCAACAACCACUGAUCUGACUUCUGAGCUCAGGCUAUGUGGUUUUGAAGAAAUUCCCAAUCGUAAGAUAUUGUAGUUGGAAAUUGCGUCCACAAAUAUGCACGGCCUAAGCAGGCUAGGGAAUGGUGCGUCUCCGCCAUCGUCCCCUCGUUUGCGUCAUGGGCGGAAUAAGAACAGUGCUGCCUUUGGUGUUGGAGGUGGAGGAGGUAUUUCACUAAAACUGCAGGAAAAGUUAGGUUUUAUGAUAGUAUCUGCUGUAUAUAGACGAAGAGGAGUCUUACUUUUUGCUCCUUUAUUGUAUAUAUCUGGAAUGUUGUUAUAUAUGGGUACUUUAGGCUUUUUUGAUGCAUCUGCUGCUACAACUGAGGUGUCUCCACCUGGAUCACUUUACCGUAGCCCCCAGGUUUUUGAUAAGCUCUGGCCAUUCAUGGAUUCCCACAACAAUGGAUCCUCCAAUUUGUUAACAAAUGUGUGGAAUCCCAAGUUGCAUCAAGUUUGGAAGCCUUGUACUGUUUCUCAAGAAGGUUUCAUUGAUCAACUCCCAAAGUCGAAUGGCUACCUCAUAAUCGAGGCGAAUGGUGGACUGAACCAACAAAGGUUAUCGAUAUGUGAUGCUGUAGCAGUUGCAGGAUUACUGAAUGCUACUCUUGUGAUUCCAAUUUUUCAUUUAAACAGUGUUUGGCGAGAUUCUAGCAAGUUCGGCGACAUAUUUGAUGAGGAUUUCUUCAUAUAUGCACUAAGAAAUCAUGUGAAAGUGAUCAGUCAACUCCCUGAAGAUGUACUGCUUCAGUUUGAUAAUAAUAUAAGUAGCAUUGUUAACUUGAGAGUAAAGGCAUGGUCCAGUCCAACCUAUUAUCUUCAAAAGGUCCUGCCUAAGCUGAAGGAGUUGGGGGCUGUUCGCAUUGCGCCUUUUUCAAACAGAUUGGCCCACUCGGUUCCUCCAAAUAUACAAGGGCUGCGAUGUUUGUGCAAUUUUGAAGCGCUUAGGUUUUCAGAGCCCAUACGCAUGCUUGCAGCAAAGAUGGUUGAUCGAAUGGUAAAAAGGAGCUUGAAAACGAGUGGGAGGUAUGUCUCGGUGCACCUCCGCUUUGAAGAGGACAUGGUUGCAUUUUCGUGCUGUAUAUAUGAUGGUGGGGAAGAAGAAAAACAUGAGAUGGAUAUUGCCCGUGAAAGAAGUUGGAGAGGAAAAUUCAGGCGAAGGGGAAGAGUUAUUAGGCCAGGUGCAAACCGAAUAGAUGGGAAGUGCCCGUUAACUCCACUUGAGGUAGGCAUGAUGCUUAGAGGCAUGGGGUUUGACAAUAACACCUCACUUUAUGUUGCCGCGGGGAAAAUUUACAAAGCUGAGAAAUAUAUGACCCCACUCAAACAGAUAUUCCCGCGUCUGGAAUCAAAAGAUACAUUAGCUUCCCGAGAAGAACUCGCUCCAUUUGAGGGACACUCAUCUAGGUUGGCAGCACUUGAUUAUACAGUUUGUCUUUAUAGUGAAGCCUUUGUCACAACUCAGGGUGGCAACUUUCCCCACUUCUUAGUGGGUCACAGAAGAUAUCUGAAUGAAGGACAUGCAAAGACAAUCAAACCAGAUAAAAGGAAAUUGGCUCUUUUGUUUGACAGCCCGGAUAUUAGAUGGAACGAAUUCAAACGCCAAUUGCAAGACAUGCUUCAUCAUAGUGAUUUAAAGGGGGUCGAGUUAAAGAAAAGUAGUAGUUCCCUCUACACAUUCCCAAUGCCAGAUUGCAUGUGUAAGCAAGUAGAUGUUAAGAGUGCAAGUGGUAACAAGACAAGGAUACUAUGAUACUUUAGGAUAUACAAAUAGCUAUAAAAAAGGUUAUAUAUAUUUGCAAAGGGAAUACUCAGUAGCUAUAGUAAACGUUCUAUACUUGUAAUUUUUGUGCCUUUCAGUAAUCCAUUCUUUUGGACCUGAGUGCAGUGUCCUAUAAUUCAUUAGAUAUUUCGGAAGUCUAUUGGCUGUGCUAUUUAUACUGAAAUUCUCAAGUUCAUUGUAAACAGAUGCAAUGCAUAGGAAAAUGAAGAGAAAAAUCAUGGAGGCGGAAGACAGACUUAGUGAUUUGCCAGAAAUUUCAUGUUGUGCUAUCAAAAUUCAUUCUAUGAUUAGGGCAAUUUUUCUGUCGUCCUUUUGUAAUUGUAGGAAAAAGAUGUUUAAAACGGAAGUAGGCGACCAUCUUGUUGUUUGCACGCAUCAACUUGUAAAAUUUGCUAAGCACUUGACAUGUUCCAUGAAUCUAUAUAUUCAUCAUAUUCUUAUUUUA
Molecule: messenger RNA, 2780 nt
Organism: Nicotiana tabacum (common tobacco)
Lineage: Eukaryota; Viridiplantae; Streptophyta; Magnoliopsida; Solanales; Solanaceae
Product: O-fucosyltransferase 9-like
Source: RefSeq, a predicted model, not a curated record